CUGUAAUAUUCCAGUCUCUUAACCCCACAUACGUUAAGUUUACGCAUUGCCGUUUCGUCCAGUCAUGGCCAAAUCUGACUCCGUCACUCGUAGCGCUGUCCUUCAUCGCGACACUCGCUUCGUGCCCAAGAAAGCUGUCGGUGGUAAAGGCAGCUACAUCUUCCUUGAGGAUGGAACCAAGUUCCUCGACUCGACGGGCGGUGCGGCCGUAUCUUGUCUAGGCCAUGGCCACGAGGAAGUCAGCCAGGCCGUGAUCAAUCAGAUUAACCAGAUAUCAUACUGCCAUACGGCUUUUUUCGGAACGGAGGCGUCAGAAGAGCUUGCUCGCCUUUUGACCGAGUCCACAGGGGGAAAGCUAUCGAAGCUAUUCGUCGUUAGUUCUGGUUCCGAAGCAGUCGAGGCCGCGUUGAAAUUGGCACGUCAGUAUUUUCUUGAGCUACCAACCCCCCAGCCUCAACGCACCAGAUUCAUUGCCCGGAAGCCGUCAUAUCACGGCGUCACACUCGGUGCAUUAUCCGUCGGUGGACACAUGAUUCGUCGACAGCCUUUUGAGCCACUUCUGUCCAGCAAUACCUCGCAUGUGUCCCCUUGCUAUCCCUACAGAGGGAAGAAAGCGGGAGAAAGCGACGCAGACUAUGUCAACCGACUUGCGGAGGAGCUGGAUGGAGAAUUCCAGCGUGUCGGACCGGAUAAUGUCUGCGCAUUCAUCGCAGAACCGGUUGUCGGUGCUGCCCUCGGCGCCGUCGCCGCCGUGCCCGGCUACUUCCCCGCCAUGAAAGCAAUCUGCGAAAAGUACGGCGCGCUAUUCAUCCUCGACGAAGUCAUGAGUGGAAUGGGUCGUUGUGGAACCCUGCAUGUCUGGGAACAGGAGGGCAUUGUUCCUGACCUUCAGACCAUUGGCAAAGGGCUGGGAGGCGGAUAUGCCCCUGUCUCGGGGCUUCUGAUCGGAGAAAAGGUCGUUGAGGUGAUGGACAGAGGCACAGGCGUAUUCCGACAUGGACAGACAUAUCAAGGACACCCGGUUGCGUGUGCUGCAGCGUUAGCCGUGCAGAAGAUCAUCCAGAGGGACAACUUGCUCGAGAAUGUCAGGAAGAUGGGAGCGUACUUGGAGGAACGGCUGCGGGGAUGUCUAGGAGAUCAUCCUAACGUAGGGGACAUUAGAGGGAGAGGAUUGUUUUGGGGGAUUGAGUUCGUCAAGGAUAGGGAAAGUAAAGAGCCCUUUAGUCCCGAGACAGGAGUGGCGUUUCAAGUUCAGGAGACGGGACUGGAUCCGUCGCAUGGCAUCUCUUUGUAUGCUUCGAAUGGGACUGUGGAUUGCACGAAGGGGGAUCAUGUGCUUCUCGCGCCGCCAUAUAAUGUGACUAAGGAGGAGAUUGAUAUUAUCGUUGACACCGCGGGGAGGGUGAUUGAGGCAGUGUUUGCGAAGGUGAAUGCGGCUUAGGGUGGUUGGAAGAAGAUGGACAAGAAGAGGCUGUAGACAGAAGAUCUGGGUGAGGAGCACAUGACCUACGGCCACUCAGCAAUGGGCUUCCAUAUGAGUAUAGUUUACACAAUUCAUAAGGGAUCAUUGAAAUAGUUUGGAUGGUGCAAGCUAUCUAAGUAUGUCUCUUAUGCCAAUCGGAUUUGAAAUUGGAGUUUAAAAUC
Molecule: messenger RNA, 1644 nt
Organism: Aspergillus heteromorphus CBS 117.55
Lineage: Eukaryota; Fungi; Ascomycota; Eurotiomycetes; Eurotiales; Aspergillaceae
Product: aminotransferase, class III
Exons: 5
Coding region: 65-1441 (458 amino acids)
Cellular component (GO): cytosol
Molecular function (GO): pyridoxal phosphate binding; transaminase activity
Source: RefSeq, a predicted model, not a curated record